UCCAAAUUAAAUCAUCCAAACUCCAAUUAUUGAGCGGCAAAAUCCCCAAAAAGCCCUUCCGUCCUCAACCCACGUUCUUCUUCUCGCAGCAAGGCACAUAAACCCGACCGUCGAUGCCAGAGCUCAACCAUUUCUUUACAGAGUCAAGAUGUGUAACGGUCACCAUAGAUCCCUGUCACCGAGCCACCGACUAAGCCCCUCGCGGAACCGGCGUUCGGCAAACGACAACGUAUUGGUGGUCGAAGAUCUGCGAGGCCGGCUCGCCGAGACCGAGGCUCGGCUCGAGCGCGCCAGGGCCCGUGAAGCGGAGCUCAGCCGACGACUUGAGGAGAUGAAGCGAUUCGUCUCCGUUAUGGAGAUCCUCGAGACCUAUCUCAAGCGCCGGUUCCGCGAGCAGCGAGAAAGCGUGGCUUCCCUCUUUUCUUCCUUUCCAGCAAAGUAGGAAUUCCUGGCCGGUGAUUUUAACCGACACACUUGUCUAUACAGUCCCCUCUUCUUCUUCUUUUUUUAUUUUUUUUUGCUAUUCUUACCUGUGUGAAGCUAAAUGGUUCCUGUUCCUUGUUUAUCUUUGAUAGUGUUUACAAGAAUCAUAAAAGAAUGUUAAGCAAACGCUGUAAUUCAUGUUUUAGAAAAUUGCUUUUGAUGAUUCUCAGGGCAGUUUCGAGAUUAAUUUUAUUUUCUUUUUUCAAAAUUCAGUAUCUCCUCAUUUAUCGAGGUAUGCCAAUACCAAAAAUCUCUAUCGAUUGAUCUCCUGGGCAGCUUGUCUAUCUUCUGCAGAGGCAUAGGUUAUGUGGGAAAAUUCCUAAUAUGUGUUGUCAUAUAUAUUCUAUACGUCAGUCCAAGAUCUUGUUUGGUGUAAUUUUCUCAGUUUCAUAUAUAAAAGAAGUACUUAACGUUGGUACUUCUUGUAACUGAUUUGUGGAAUUCCAGAAGGGAAAUCUUGUAGAUUUAUGCUAGACAGAGGGUUUACUUUUUCAGAGU
This is a messenger RNA of Carica papaya (papaya), 981 nucleotides long. RefSeq names its product protein SKIP34. NCBI's taxonomy places the organism in Eukaryota, Viridiplantae, Streptophyta, Magnoliopsida, Brassicales, Caricaceae. The record is from RefSeq and is a predicted model, not a curated record.